CAAAACUUCCAUGUUUUGAAUUUGGGAUUCUUGCAGCUUGCACGGUCUCCCUCCACUUUUUAUUAGAAACCCUACUUACUCGGCACCUGCGUGUUCCUGUUCUGCUCCUUCUUAUUUUGAUGGGUUGGACUCUGCUUUUUUGGCUUCUAAUCUGUUUUCCUCUCAACAUUGCCCUCCUCGCCUCCACUUUCUACCAGGUUUUGAUCUUAACAGACUUGGAAGCUGAUUACGUCAACCCCUAUGAUGCUUCAUCUCGGAUCAAUUACUUCGUCCUUCCUGAGUUUAUUGGGCAGGGGCUACUGUGCGCCCUCUUCCUCUUCACAGGGCACUGGUUCAUGUUUUUGUUGACCGUGCCCCUUACUUGCUAUCAUGUUAUGCUGUAUGUGAAGCGGCAGCAUCUCCUUGAUGUCACCGAAGUGUUCAGGGUACUUAAUGCUGAGAAGAAAUAUCGGAUUGUCAAGCUUGCCUUCUACUUAUCUCUCCUCCUCAUCACGGUAUUCAGGCUUACGUUAUUUAUUGUGUACUAUUUAGAUCUUGAUGAUGACUGAUGAUUCUUCAUGUAACCACUUUUUGAGCAAUAUAGCAAUCACUCUAGAUGCUUAUUGCCAGACAUGUCUGAUCCACUCACCUUCUCAUACUGCCCGCCCAACUGUUCUCCACCCCCAAAAUGAUUC
Molecule: messenger RNA, 674 nt
Organism: Neltuma alba
Lineage: Eukaryota; Viridiplantae; Streptophyta; Magnoliopsida; Fabales; Fabaceae
Product: protein cornichon homolog 1-like
Exons: 5
Coding region: 120-548 (142 amino acids)
Biological process (GO): vesicle-mediated transport
Source: RefSeq, a predicted model, not a curated record